UUGUUCCAUUCGAAUGAACACACCAGUGAAUUCGGUGGUGCUUAAGAAAUUCAGUUUAGUUCAAAACAAAUCAUAUACAACCAUGAAGUUCUUCGUUGCCACCGCUUGUGUCCUGCUUUUGGCGUCCGGCAUCUCGGCCGAUCCUGUUAAGGCGGCAGCCGCCACCGAUGAACAGCCCGGCGCAUUUGCAAAGUGCCUGGAAGCUGAUUCCAUCUCGUGUCUGCAGCUCACGCUCUACCGCAAGGCCAAGUCCAUCUUCGAAAGUCCCCAAAUCGAACUCUUCGGCGGCGUCUCUCUGGUCAAGGCCAACGAUGGACGCCAGGGCAAAUCGUUGGACAACUCUCUUGCCGUUGAGGCCGCACCCACUGUAGAGGCACGCACCGCCGAAAUGGGCAACUACUUCAUGGACAAUGCCAAGAGCUUCUUGGCGGAGCGCUCUCUGAACUUCAACUUCGCCAAUGCCGCCCGCAGCGUUGCCCGCGCCAUUCCCGAUGACAUCAAGGCCGAUCUCCGUGAGCUGGUUGUUGAGUCGCGUACCCGCAAGAAGAAGCUCCUGAAGAAGUUCCUGCCCAUCCUCCUGGGUGUUGGUGCUAAGGUUGCCGUGCUCGCCGUUGGCGCCAUCUUUGGUCUGCUCUUCAUGGCCAAGAAGGCUCUGAUUGUGUCCGUUAUCGCCUUCUUCCUCGCUCUGGCUGCUGGCGCCUCCAGCGGUCUAGGUCGCCUGGGCGGCUCUGGCGGCAGCGGCGGUGGUCUGCUCGGCGGUCUGGGUGGUCUCUUCGGUGGCAAGAACGCCGGCUCUGCCGCUGUCAGCUCCGGUGGCUGGUCCUCGGGCGGUGGUGCUGCCAGCGGUGGCUGGUCCUCGGGCAACUCCGGCUGGGACUCGCACGGUGCCUACAGCGCACCCGUUGCCCAGACCAUUGCCUACCAGGGCUACAAGCAGGCCAGGCGGUAAAUAAACGAUGGUCACCAGAUGGAAAAUUCGCUAACGAAACUACACAAAACACAAAACGAUGACCAUUAAUGUUUAUAUUUAUAUUUAUUUAUAAAUUAUUUAUUUUAAUUUAUUUACCUAAAAAAUCAACGUGAACGAGAGCGGGGCCCGCGUGGUCCUCAACCAAUUAAGUGCCUUCCAAUUGUAGUCUCUCAGAGCCGAGAGACGUCGAACAUCCACAACAAUCAAUUCCACACACAUAACAACAACUACAAAACAACAACAACAACACCAUUCAACUUCACUUUUCAUCUUUACACGCAGUCAACAACGAUAAACCAACAACGAAAGCCAACACCCAACUUCUACACUUCUACACAGCCCAACCUAAUUUCACUCUGCACUCAAGACACUAUUUCAUACUAUCUUAACUGUAUUUCCACGGCUGCGCUUUGAUUUAUGUGCACAAAAUGCUUUGAACUAGUCGCGCCCAUAAAUCAAAAUCAAAGUCGCCUAAGCUAACUGUCACUGUUUGCUAUCUAUCAUCAACUUAUCUCUCUCUAUCUAUCUAUCUAUCUAUCUCUCUAUCUAUCCAUCUAUCUCUCUAUCAAUCUGUAUCUAUCUGUCUAUCUCUCUCUAUCUAUCUGUAUCUGUAUCUCAUACUCAAUCUGUGUUUUCCUGCUCUUACCGAAACGGAAAAUUUUAACAAAUGCUGCUACAUCAAAGAAUCAAAUAAUAAUUCCGAAAAAUAUCAACAAACUGGAAACAAUCUUUCAUUUCACAAUGCCCCGACUUUUCGCCCAUUCUAUUUAAAUUGCAGGCAUCACUCAUACGCAGCAUUGUCUGCGCACAAUUUGCAUUUUCUUGGCCCUCCACUUUCAUUUCAUUUCAUUUCAUUUCGUUCCAUUUGAUGCCAUUUCGUUCUUUGUUAUCAGUCCCAAAAACCAACAAAGAUGCUUUCUACAAAUUUCACCCACUCAAACAUAUAUAUAGAGAUAUGUAUAUGUAUAUAUUUGUAGAUCUUCAUUUCCAUUGCACUUUCCUCGGCCAUCUCGCCGUCUCUACCUCUAGCUAGCUCUGUCUAACUCGUUGCCAGAAUACAACAAAGCAAUUUGCUAAAAAAUAAAACAAACAUUUUGGGGACUCAUUCAAUAGGCGCUUGCUGAACGGGGGCAGCCACAAUGCAACAACAAUAAUGGCCAUAACAAUAGACGCACAUUUUGCACCUGUCGGUCUUUUAUAUUCUCGCCUGGGCAUUGUUGUUCGCUGCUAAACAACAAUUUGAAGAAAGUUCCCAAAAUACAAAGAGAGAAAAAAAAA
This is a messenger RNA of Drosophila navojoa, 2248 nucleotides long. RefSeq names its product DUF1676 domain-containing protein Osi6 (gene Osi6). Lineage: Eukaryota; Metazoa; Arthropoda; Insecta; Diptera; Drosophilidae. Gene Ontology annotation, cellular component: membrane. The record is from RefSeq and is a predicted model, not a curated record.